Molecule: messenger RNA, 1340 nt
Organism: Saccoglossus kowalevskii
Lineage: Eukaryota; Metazoa; Hemichordata; Enteropneusta; Harrimaniidae
Source: RefSeq, a predicted model, not a curated record
GUUGAGCUACUGGAUCUGCAAAAUAGUGUCCAGGAAGUACUACAGAUACACAUGUCAAUAAUAAAGUUGAAUAAUCAAGUUGUGUAAACAGAUCUAGUAGCCAAAUGGAGAGGAGAAUGAUGGCACCUCGACCUUUAAUGGUUGCAAUAGCAGUCACUUCUGCUAUCAGCUUUUUCAGUUAUUUAGCUGCAUGGUUGCUAAGGAAAUCAAAGAAGGAAAAACCAAGAUUUGGGCAAGAAAUUCGAGAUGAGGAAUUUCUGCUUGGGGAUGAUGUCAUCCAAUGUAACCAUGGUUCCUAUGGUACUGUGCCAAAACGAGUGCUUCAUGCAAGAGGAGAAUUCCUUAAAGAAGCCGAGUACUCUCCUGAUGAAUUCAUGAGAUUGAAGAGUCCUAUUUAUUACGAGGAAGCGCUUCUCAGUGUUGGUGAUUUUGUUGGCGCUAACAUUGAACAUAUGGUGUUUGUGGAGAACACAACAACAGGCAUUAAUACAGUUUUAAAGUCAAUGAAGUUCAAGAAAGGCGAGAGUAUCUUGAUAACUAAUUUGACGUAUCCCGCUGUAAUUAAUACAGUGAAAGAUGUUUGCAGUGAUCCAGAAUUAGGAAUGUCGGUUGUCACACUAGACAUAAAAUUCCCGAUUCGCAGCAAAGAAGAAAUAUACAACAAUAUAGAGAUAUCUUGGAAGACAAUCCAUCUGUCAAAGUCGCAGUCAUUGAUCACAUCACCAGUUCAUCCGCCAUGGUAAUGCCAAUUAAAGAACUCAUAGUAGUUUGUCAAAGUAGAGGUGUACAAGUGAUAAUAGACGGGGCACAUGCACCUGGACAACUACGACUAAAUCUGGAAGAGCUUGGUGCUGAUUAUUACAUCGGUAAUUUGCAUAAGUGGAUGUUUGCUGUCCGAGGGAGUGCGAUAUUAUGGGUACAUCCAAAACACUACAAGUCUAUCAAACCACUGAUUACAGGUCACAAUUAUCAGCAAAGUUUGUUCAAUCAGUUCUUCAAUCAGGGCACACGUGAUUCAACUCCUUAUUUCUGUGUGCCAGCUGCUAUACAGUUCUACGAGGAGAUUGGUGGAUUUAAGAAAAUCACCAAAUACAACACAGAAUUACUUCACUGGGCAAUGGAGUUAUUGAAGGAAUCAUGGAAGACAGAAAGUUUUCCAAUACCUGACAGCAUGAGGGCGCCCUUUAUGGGAAUUAUUGCUUUGCCAGAGACCAGUAAGGGACCUAUAAUGAAUACAGAUUCCAGGGGAAUUGCUCAGCUAGUGGACAAAAUUUAUGAAAAAUACAAAGUUCAUGUUGUUAUUGUAUAUCACCAGGAACGUCUCUGGUGUCGUUUGUCAG